AAUUCCAUUGGUCGAAGCGCCAUUCAGUCACAAUCGCUAUCCAUCAACGGCAAUGAGGAAGAAGAGCGAUCUCCACCGGCACGACAUCAAGGCACCAUUACAAUGUCGUCAGCUCUGCGGCCAUCCGUCGUCGAGUGUUGUCGCGCCGUGUUUGCAGCAUUCUUGUGGCAUGAACAUUUGGUGAAGGACGCUAUGGCCGCUGCUGCUUAUCUAAGAUUUCAUCAACAUCUGCAGAAUCUAUGGAAUCACUCCGAUGUUCGCGAGUCGGCUGCUCCGGCCGCUCUUCAACCCAUCGUACGUCUCUGGAUUGAAGUUUGUGCAGCUGUGCGAGCCAGCGUAGACCAGCACCUCAUUGUACCGCCUGCUGGAGGUAAAGCAUUCGGAAGUGUCGCAAGAAAACGAGAGUCAUCUGGCGGAGGGUGCGAGCUAUGUGACUGCAGUUUCAAGGUCCCCGUGACGAUGCAUAUGCGAAUGAACCAUCCCGGCUGUGGAAAGGAUUCGCAAGGGUAUGGCUACAACUCUUCAGGAAAAUUCACAUCGGGUUGGUCUGGAGAUUGCGGAAGUGGAGGAAGAGCGGCGUCAACU
Ostertagia ostertagi is the source of this 585-nucleotide messenger RNA. The record is from the annotation of a GenBank genome assembly. Lineage: Eukaryota; Metazoa; Nematoda; Chromadorea; Rhabditida; Trichostrongylidae.